AUGGCCUCAAAUGAGAGAGAUGCUAUAUCGUGGUACCAAAAGAAGAUUGGAGCAUAUGAUCAGCAGAUAUGGGAAAAGUCAAUCGAACAGACUCAGAUUAAGGGCUUCAAAAACAAACCAAAAAAGAUGGGUCACAUAAAGGCAGACUUGAUUGAUGUUGACUUAAUCAGAGGCUCAACAUUUGCCAAAGCCAAACCUGAAAUUCCAUGGACAUCUCUGACUCGGAAGGGGCUUGUUCGAGUUGUAUUUUUUCCACUCUUCAGCAGUUGGUGGAUUCAAGUUACCUCUUUAAGAAUCUUUGUUUGGCUGCUACUGCUUUACCUCAUGCAAGUGAUAGCACUCGUGUUAUAUUUUAUGAUGCCUAUCGUGAAUGUAAGUGAAGUCCUCGGACCCUUGUGCCUUAUGUUACUCAUGGGAACUGUCCACUGUCAAAUUGUGUCUACUCAGAUAACAAGGCCAUCAGGGAACAACGGAAAUCGGAGAAGAAGAAAAUUACGAAAAACUGUGAAUGGUGAUGGGAGCCGAGAAAAUGGAAAUAACUCCUCUGAUAAAGCCAGAGGAGUGGAAACUUUGGAAUCUGCACCCCUUAAUGGUAGUUUUUGGAGGACUCUCUUUGGCAACAGGAUGAAAAGAGUUAAAUUAAUAUGUAACAGAGGGACGGAAACUGACUAUGAUUCAGGUUGUCUGCAUCCUAUCAUCAAGAAGAGACAGUGUCGACCAGAGAUCAGAAUGUGGCAAACAAGACAGAAAGCAAAAUUUUCCGAUGGAGAAAAGGGCCAUAGGGAGUCCUUUAGGCAUUUGGGUAAUGGGAUUUCAGAUGAUCUGUCAAGUGAGGAUGACGGCGAAGCCCAGACACAGAUGAUGAUACUGCGGAGGAGUGUGGAAGGGGCCUCAAGUGACAACGGUUGUGAAAUUAAGAGUAGAAAAUCAAUACUUUCAAGACACCUAAACACUCAGGUAAAAAAGACCACUUCCAAGUGGUGCCCUGUUGUGCGGGAUUCAGAUAGUCUGGCUGAAUCGGAGUUUGAAUCAGCAGCCUUCAGUCAGGGCUCUAGGUCUGGCACGAGUGGUGGCUCCCGAAGCCUCAACAUGGUGAGAAGAGAUUCGGAGAGCACCCGCCACGACUCGGAGACAGAGGACAUGUUAUGGGAUGACCUGCUGCAUGGCCCUGAGUGCCGGUCAUCUGUCACCAGCGACAGUGAGGGAGCACAUGUGAACUCCUUUCACUCAGGGACCAAACGGGAUCCCAAAGAGGAUGUUUUCCAGCAGAACCAUUUAUUCUGGCUUCAGAACUCAAGUCCUGCCUCUGAUCGAGUUAGUGCAAUAAUCUGGGAAGGGAAUGAGUGCAAAAAGAUGGAUAUGUCUGUGUUGGAAAUAAGUGGCAUCAUCAUGAGCAGGGUUAAUGCAUAUCAGCAAGGAGUAGGUUAUCAGAUGCUGGGAAAUGUCGUCACCAUUGGAUUAGCAUUUUUCCCUUUUUUACAUCGGCUGUUCCGUGAGAAGAGCCUUGACCAGCUAAAGUCCAUCUCAGCUGAGGAGAUCUUGACUCUCUUUUGUGGGGCACCACCUGUUACACCUAUUAUUAUUUUGUCUAUAAUUAACUUUUUUGAGCGACUGUGUCUUACCUGGAUGUUUUUUUUCAUGAUGUGUGUGGCAGAGAGAACAUAUAAACAGAGAUUUUUAUUUGCAAAACUCUUCAGCCAUAUUACUUCUGCCAGGAAAGCUAGGAAAUAUGAAAUACCUCAUUUCAGACUUAAAAAGGUGGAGAACAUUAAGAUAUGGUUAUCACUGCGUUCCUUUCUAAAGAGACGGGGCCCACAGCGAUCAGUGGAUGUGGUUGUGUCUUCCGUCUUCCUACUGACACUUUCCAUUGCUUUCAUUUGUUGUGCCCAGGUACUCCGUGGACAUAAAACUUUCCUAAAUGAUGCUUAUAAUUGGGAGUUUUUGAUUUGGGAAUCAGCUUUACUACUUUUCUUACUGCGCUUAGCCUCACUGGGGUCUGAAACCAAUAAGAAAUACAGCAAUGUCUCAAUAUUACUUACUGAACAGAUUAAUUUAUAUCUUAAAAUGGAAAAAAAGCCGAAUAAGAAAGAACAGCUUACCCUAGUAAACAAUGUGUUAAAGCUGUCCACCAAGUUGUUAAAAGAGCUGGACACACCAUUUAGACUCUAUGGACUGACAAUGAAUCCCUUAAUCUACAAUAUCACACGAGUAGUUAUCCUUUCUGCAGUCUCAGGUGUUAUAAGUGAUCUUCUAGGAUUUAACAUAAGAUUAUUGGUGUGCAUCUUGAAUAAUGAAGUUUGA
Rangifer tarandus platyrhynchus (Svalbard reindeer) is the source of this 2301-nucleotide messenger RNA. NCBI's taxonomy places the organism in Eukaryota, Metazoa, Chordata, Mammalia, Artiodactyla, Cervidae. The record is from the annotation of a GenBank genome assembly.